Molecule: messenger RNA, 5205 nt
Organism: Salmo salar (Atlantic salmon)
Lineage: Eukaryota; Metazoa; Chordata; Actinopteri; Salmoniformes; Salmonidae
Product: heparan sulfate glucosamine 3-O-sulfotransferase 3B1
Molecular function (GO): [heparan sulfate]-glucosamine 3-sulfotransferase activity
Source: RefSeq, a predicted model, not a curated record
AGAAAGGUUUGGCGACGGUGGUGCUUGUGGAGAGAGACGGCUGGGGCUUGGAGUAGCACCACUGAAGUGCACCAGUCGUUCCUAUCAAUUUUCGAAUUAUUUCCCGUGGCUCUGGUGAAUAACAAUUAUAGCAUGCAAUGACUUUGCACUCGUGGAUACAUCAUCCGCUUUAGAUUAUUUGCUUGGUUUAUUAUUUUUUUCGUUUUAGGUGAAUGGCGAGGAUACUUGAGGUACAAUCGAGAGUGAGUGGUUUUGGCCAUAUGUGUUGCUGCAAUAUGGUAUGCAACCUAAAGGCUUAUGGAAUAUAGCCAGAUUUCUCACAAUCUGUAUGCGUUCUCAUUCAGCCCGGUUAAAAAUAAAUUAUUUCUGCUCGGCAUCAUGUUUUUACUCUGGGUAUAUAUGCUUUACUCCUGCGUGGGCUACUGUGCCACCAUGCCAAAUUUGGUCGUGGACAAUAACCGGGGAAAGGAGACUGGGACGGGGUCCGUGGUAGGUAAAAGGACCGAGAAUAACGCCAGAGCGGACCUCAUGUCCAGACUACUCCCUAGACUCCCACCCUGGGUGGAUAUAGAAUCCGAUUACGACGAACCAUCCGUCCGGACCUCCUCCAGAGACCUGCUCAAUAAAGAGGUAGACGCGUACAGAGGAGUUGAGGACUGGGGUGAGAUGAGGGGUGAGGGGCAGAGAGCUCCUGAACCCGGUGCGAUGUCAAGUUUCUCCAACGACUUGGGGAGCAAGAAACUGCCGCAGGCGAUCAUCAUCGGGGUAAAGAAAGGAGGGACGCGCGCGCUACUCGAGUUCCUCCGCGUACACCCAGACAUCAGAGCGGUGGGAGCCGAGCCGCACUUCUUCGACCGCAACUACGAGAACGGACUGGAGUGGUACAGGGAGCUGAUGCCCAAGACCCUGGAGGGCCAGAUCACCAUGGAGAAGACCCCCAGCUACUUUGUGACCAGAGAGGCCCCAGCCCGGAUCUCCGUCAUGUCCCGGGACACCAAGCUGAUUGUGGUGGUGAGGGACCCCAUCACCAGGGCCAUCUCUGACUACACACAGACGCUGUCCAAGAACCCAGACAUUCCCACCUUCGAGAGCCUGACCUUCAAAAACAGGACUACGGGGCUUAUCGACACAUCCUGGAGCGCCAUCCAGAUCGGCAUCUAUGCCAAGCACCUGGACAACUGGCUGCAGUACUUCCCCAUGGGCCAGAUUCUGUUCGUGAGCGGGGAGCGUCUGAUCAGCGACCCGGCCGGAGAGCUGGGCCGGGUGCAGGACUUCCUGGGACUCAAGAGGAUCAUCACAGACAAACACUUCUACUUCAACCAGACCAAGGGCUUCCCCUGCCUCAAGAAGGCUGAGGGCAGCAGCAAGCCCCACUGCCUGGGCAAAACCAAAGGGCGGACCCACCCCAACAUCCACCCAGAGGUGGUGCAGAGGCUACGGGACUUCUACAGGCCUUUCAACAUGAAGUUCUACCAGAUGACGGGACAUAACUUUGGUUGGGAUUGAUGGAUGUGAAUUUGGGAGAACACAUUGUUUAUUUUCUUCUCUGUAAUUCAAUGAAUGGCAAAUAAGACAUGGGAGAUGUUGCUAUAUAUAUAUAUAUAUAUAUGUAUGUGUGUAUAUAUAUAAAUAUGUAUAUGCAUAUAUAUAUAUAUAUAUAUAUAUAUAUAUAUAUAUAUAUAUAUAUAUAUAUAUAUGUAUAUGCAUAUAUAUGUACAUGUAUGUGUGUGUGUGUGUGUGUGUAAAAUGUACAGAAAUCUAUUUUAUAAUAAUUUAUUUUUUAUUUCUAAGCAAUUAAUUCACUAAGCUGCCUAACCAUAUAUGUACAUGCAUAAUAUCUGGCCCACACUUUGUUUUAUAUUUUUUACAUUCCACCUUUAAUGUUUUUUUCUUUAUUCUUCACUUAAUGGUCCCUCAUGUCAACUCAGUAGAGUUAAAAUGGUCCCUCAUGUCAACUCAGUAGAGUUAAAAUGGUCCCUCAUGUCAACUCAGUAGAGUUAAAAUGGUCCCUCAUGUUAACAGUAUAGUUUAAGUAAGAAUAGAGGGAUAUUGAUUAAGGCCCUGUUUUAUGGGUAUAGAGUGUUGACAGAACAGUAAUGCAUACUCCAUUCAUGUGCAUUCUGAUUUAAACAUUCAUAAUCAAUAGCCAUCAUCAAACCCUUCCCCAAUAGCCUUCAUCAAACCCUUCCUCAACAGCCAUCAUCAGACCCUUCCUCAAUAGCCAUCAUCAAACCCUUCCUCAAUAGUCAUCAUCAAACCCUUCCUCAAUAGCCUUCAUCAAACCCUUCCUCAAUAGCCAUCAUCAAACCCUUCCUCAAUAGUCAUCAUCAAACCCUUUCUCAAUAGCCUUCAUCAAACCCUUCCUCAAUAGCCUUCAUCAAACCCUUCCUCAAUAGUCAUCAUCAGACCCAUCCUCAAUAGCCUUCAUCAAACCCUUCCUCAAUAGCCUUCAUCAAACCCUUCCCCAAUAGCCUUCAUCAAACUCUUCCUCAAAAGCCAUCAUCAGACCCUUCCUCAAUAGUCAUCAUCAAACCCUUCCUCAAUAGCCAUCAUCAGACCCAUCCUCAAUAGCCAUCAUCAAACCCUUCCUCAAUAGCCUUCAUCAAACCCUUCCUCAAUAGCCAUCAUCAGACCCAUCCUCAAUAGCCAUCAUCAAACCCUUCCUCAAUAGUCAUCAUCAAACCCUUCCUCAAUAGUCAUCAUCAAACCCUUCCUCAAUAGCCAUCAUCAGACCCAUCCUCAAUAGCCAUCAUCAAACCCUUCCUCAAUAGCCAUCAUCAAACCCUUCCUCAAUAGCCAUCAUCAGACCCUUCCUCAAUAGUCAUCAUCAAACCCUUCCUCAAUAGUCAUCAUCAAACCCUUCCUCAAUAGCCAUCAUCAGACCCAUCCUCAAUAGCCAUCAUCAAACCCUUCCUCAAUAGUUAUCAUCAAACCCUUCCUCAAUAGUCAUCAUCAAACCCUUCCUCAAUAGCCAUCAUCAGACCCGUCCUCAAUAGCCAUCAUCAGACCCAUCCUCAAUAGCCGUCAUCAAACCCUUCCUCAAUAGCCAUCAUCAAACCCUUCCUCAAUAGUUAUCAUCAAACCCAUCCUCAAUAGCCAUCAUCAAACCCUUCCUCAAUAGUCAUCAUCAAACCCUUCCUCAAUAGCCAUCAUCAAACUCUUCCUCAAUAGCCAUCAUCAAACCCAUCCUCAAUAGCAAUCAUCAGACCCCCCCCACACAGAUGUCUCCUUAUCUACUCCUAUAGGUUUCUGUUCCAUCCAUUCAAACACUGUGUUUCAUUGAAAUUAGGACAUUGGCCUAACCAACUGAUCUCCUGCCCUGUCAUUGGCCUAACCAGCUGAUCUUCUGCCCUGUCAUUGGCCUAACCAGCUAAUCUGAUGUCCCUUUCACUUAAUAACAGGUGGAUCAAUAGGCCUAACUGCUGCUCAUUGUGUCAGCCAUGCUUAAUGUGCGGCCUUCCUCUUCUAGUGCUCCUAUAGCCUGUUCUAAUGAAUGGCCCAUCCACCAAAGGUCUAAAUCCUAUUUCUGACCGCAUUACAUUGAUAUGGCUCCAUGUUGACAUGAUGUUAAUGGAAUAACGUUACUGAGGCCCAUUGAUUCAGGUCUCCUCUCCGCUAUACUCUUGCUCCCAUUACAAGACACUGUUGGCUCAGAGCCAAGGUUCAAAGGUCAUACACAAUCAAACUUGCUCUGAGGGACAUUUUAUUUGUUGAAGAGACAGAGAGGGGAGGACACACUGGAUCCAGGGAGGACUGUAGUAUAGUCCUUGAAUGCAUCACAAAUGGCACACUACCCUAUAUAGUGCACUACUUUAGACCAGAGCCUUGUGUUCCCUGGUCAAAACUAGUGAAAUAUAAAGGGGAUAGGGUGCCAUUUGAGACACCCAUUGUCUUCAUGGUGCAGUGAGAAUGCUUGGCAUGAGUUGAGGUAGGACUCUGAAAACUUUCUUCAUAUGAGAAACAGUCUAGUUAUGCUUGCCCAUACUCUCGCAGGUAAGGGCUACUUCAAAGCCAUCCUAUCCUCUUUGGAUUGUAAGACUGCUGAAUAUGCACCCUAUUCCCUACAGUGUACUACUUGUGACCAGGGCCCAUAGAGAAUAGGAGACCAUUUGGGUGGUAAGCCUAAAACGGCUGAGUGUGGAGGGACCCAGAGUGAAUAUGCACAUCCUUUCCCCUACAUACUACACAUUAAAUUCCCUCCAAUCAAAUGCAAAGUGGAACGUGUCUGUCACUGACUAUUGGCCAUUGAAAAGUAUAUAAAAAAAGAAGUGACAGUAUGGUACUUUUUUCAAGUUUUAAGAAAAUGUAUGCGCCUCUAAACCACCCAUUCUAAUUCAAAUACCCAGCCUCCGUCUCAAUUCAACAGUGUGCAACCAGUUCUGAAGGUUGAUUUAUAUCUCAAACCAGUGGAUGGUAUUAGUGGAGAUGAGGGCUUGUCCUUGCAUUUUACUGGUCCCUUAUUCACAUAGUGGCUUUUACCACCAAGGAAUUUACACCUAUUUUCAAUUAUCAUGCCUAUAUGGACAACGCCUCAACCUCCCCUUCUCUCCUUAUAGUGCAAUGUUUGUUGAAAGCAUUCAAAAUGGCCUUUGUAUAGAGCAGGAAAUUCUGAAUCUGAGUAAUGUCAAUGUUUCUCCCUGUAACGGUUGGAGUAAAGGAGACUGGGGCAGUUGCCCUCUGUUACAUUUACAGUCCCACUAAUGCAUUGGAAUUAUGGUGUUAUUCAUGUUACUAAGAGAGUAGGGUUGCAUCCCAAAUGUCACUCUAUUCCUUAUUUAGUGCACUACUUUUGACCAAGGCCUACAGGGCUCUGGUCAAAAAUAGUGCACUUUAUAGUAAAUAGGAUCUGUCUGAAAUGAAACCCUAUCUCAAAAGCUUGCACUCAUGGUCACGAUCCAUGCUGCUGCAUCUGUUCUGGUUGAGUUUUAUUCAACCCUUUUAGAGAUCUACAAAAUAUAAUGCUAGUGUUGUUUGUCUUUCCCACCCCAUCUGCAUAUAAUAUGGUUAAUAUUUAGAGGUUUAGCAGAUUCUGUAUGUUUAAAAAUGAAAAAGAAAAUGUACAUCAAGUAUUUUGUGGUAUCAUUUACAUCAAAGGAAUUUUACACAGUGAAAGAGCAAAAUGGAAGAAAUGUUUUUAAAUAAUGAAAUGCUGAACAUUCAUACUAUUUCUUUGUAUGAAGAAAUAAAGUAUAUAUUUUACCAAAA